Messenger RNA from Dacryopinax primogenitus, 513 nucleotides. RefSeq lists its product as uncharacterized. NCBI's taxonomy places the organism in Eukaryota, Fungi, Basidiomycota, Dacrymycetes, Dacrymycetales, Dacrymycetaceae. The transcript is spliced from 3 exons. The record is from RefSeq and is a predicted model, not a curated record. Bases 1 to 513 code for a protein of 170 amino acids.
AUGGCAGAUGCUGUGUCAGUACCAAUUGCUCGUGGUCAGACAAACACAUCCAAGAAGUCCUCCAACAAGGGCAAGGGACAGAGCUUUUCACACAUGACAUUGGAUGAAAUGAAGGCACUUUCCCCUGCAGCAGUCACAGCUCUUACUGGUGCUGAACUGCAUGCAGCAUCAAAAGACCUCGUGCAGCAGGUGAUGCAAGCAUGGAGCACUGAGGUCAGUGAAGGUGUCAUGCACAUGCUGAAGCAGUACAAGGAGGAUGAGGCUAAAUGCUUGCAAAGGCGCAAGGAGAAGGAGGCAAAGUGCACGAGAUAUGAACCCAACUCGCAUCUCUCUCUUCCAUUACUUUGUUGGCGAUUCGACGUGAACACCGUGCCCAUUUACAACGUAUUCCUCGGCUUCUUCGUCUUCGUCUUCACCCUCUUCUCCUCGUCAUCCGCGAAAAGCUCUACCUCGGCGAGCCGAUAUGAGAGAGAGAUUACGGCGUUAGCGUCGAUCCUUAAGGCACCGACAUAA